This is a messenger RNA of Pelmatolapia mariae (spotted tilapia), 9737 nucleotides long. It is a transcript of the gene rapgefl1, whose product is annotated as Rap guanine nucleotide exchange factor (GEF)-like 1. Gene Ontology annotation, biological process: positive regulation of GTPase activity; Ras protein signal transduction. Gene Ontology annotation, molecular function: guanyl-nucleotide exchange factor activity. The record is from RefSeq and is a predicted model, not a curated record. NCBI's taxonomy places the organism in Eukaryota, Metazoa, Chordata, Actinopteri, Cichliformes, Cichlidae. The transcript has 16 exons. Gene Ontology annotation, cellular component: plasma membrane. The coding region runs from base 456 to 2513 and encodes 685 amino acids.
GAGAGAGGCAGGGAGAGAGUAAGAGAGAGCUCGCGCACAGUCUCGCGGACCGUCGGAGCUUCCGCAGCAUCGGACCUGGAAACCAAACCGAACCAGCACCGCUGCCCAAAAAACCCACAGUACCGGAACGCAGCGCCGGGCGCGUGCUCAGGUGAGGAGCAAGAGGAGGAGCGGACCGAGGCCGAAGCCCGAGCGGAGAGGCCGGGGACGGUGCAGCUGAAGCCGGGGCCGUUGCCACGGAAGAGUCGGUGUGAAAGCAGGAGAGGAGCACGGAGGAGCACCUCCGCCUCCGCCGAUGGGGUAGAGCCGGCUGGCGUCCGCAGCAGCCCGCAGAGCCUCGGACGGUCCGCGCUCACCUGCCCGCCCCGACCCGCGGGGCCGGUGAUGUAGCAGCCGCCCCCUCCCAUCGCAUCCACCCACCGAGCACCGCCGCCUCCUCCGCCCAGACUCCCACCAUGCCUGCGGGGAUGAAACCUCUGGAGAAGUUCCUGAAGAAGCAGACCACGGCGCUGACCCGGGCCGGGGGCUUCGUCGGCGGGGUGGCGGAUAAAGCCAGCGGCGGCACCGGGGCGUCCCGCCGCAGGGCCAGCCUGUCCCGGGUCGUCCCGUUCUUCAGGGAGACGUCACCGGAGAGCGGCCAGGCUCGCGAGGUGUUCAGCCCUGACAGUGAGGACCCACCCUCCUGGCCCUCAGCCACAGGGACCGGUGUAGUGACGGCCCCCAGCAGUGCUAAUGGCUCUGGCUCUGGUUCGGGGUCCGGUUCUGGUUCUGGAGGAGGAGACGUCCGCAGCCCGUCUCUGUCCAGUGACGAGCAGAGCUCUGAGGCGAGCCUCAUCACGGAUGGGGGAGGAGGAGGAGGAGGAGGAGGGGGGGGAACACCUGUUCACGCCGAUACCCCAGAAAACCUGACGCUCGCAGUGCUGGACAGCGUGGUGGGAAAACGCUUCGGACACUGCAAAGAAACGCUCCUGGAUGACUUUAUGUUGACACAUCCCAUCUUCCUGGCGGCGGACAGGCUCCAGCAGGUCCUGCUGCAGCAAUUCAGCCUGGAGGGAGAUGGAGGAGGGAAGGACGGGGAGGCGGAGGGGUGGAGGAGAGAGGGAGGAGGGAGAGGAAGAGGGGAGAGGGACGGAGAGAUGGAGGGAGUGAUGGAUGGAGCAGAGAGGAAGCAGGCGGUGCUGACGGUGGCGUUUCGAUACCUGGACACCUACAGAGAGCUGCUGCAGGAGGAGGGCGAGCGCAGCAACAGCUUCCCCAAGGAGCUGUACAUGUGUGCCGUACAGGAGUUGGCCCGGUAUCCUGAACUGGUGGAGGACGUCCUCAAACUGCAGCGAUGGACCGAGAUCUUACACUGCCCCUGUGACGAGGAGAAGGAGAGCAGGAAGAAGCAGGUCCGCCCUCUGUUCAGACACUUCAGACGCAUCGACGCCUGCCUGCAGCCCAGAGAGGCCUUCAGAGGCUCCGACGAGAUCUUCUGCAGGGUGUACACUCCGGAUCAUUCCUACGUCACCAUCAGGAGCCGUCUGUCCUGCCGGGUUGGAGAGAUUCUGGCUCUGGUCAAAGAGAAGCUCCAGUACAGCGAAGACCAGCCGGUCCUGCCGGGAAACCUCAUACUGGUGGCCGUGACGUCAGCCGGAGAGAAAGCCGUGUUUCGUCCCAGCGACGAGGCCGUCUUCACCACGCUGGGAGUCAACACUCACCUGUUCGCCUGCGAACCCUCCGAACUCGACUCACUGCUUCCUCUUCCUGAGGAGAUCCACUGGACGCCGGGCGACAGUAAACUCCACGACAUGUCGGCAGAGGAGGUGGCCAAUCAGCUGGUGGUGUUCGACUGGGAGCUCUUCAGCUGCGUGCACGAGGUGGAGUUUGUGUGUUACGUGUUUCACGGAGAGCAGUCGCGCUGGCGCCCCCUGAACCUGGAGCUGGUACUGCAGCGGUGCAGCGAGGUGCAGCACUGGGUCGCCACGGAGAUCCUGCAGUGUCAGUCGCUGCCGAAGAGGAUCCAGCUGCUCCGCAAGUUCAUCAAGAUCGCAGCGCUCUGUAAGCAGCAGCAGGACCUGCUGUCCUUCCUCGCCGUGGUUCUGGGUCUGGACAACCCCGCCGUCAGCAGGCUGAGGCUCACCUGGGAGGGUCUGCCGGGGAAGUUCAGGAAGCAGUUUCAGCAGUUUGAAAGCAUCGCGGACCCGUCCAGGAACCACAAGUCCUACAGAGACCUGAUCACCAGCCUGAGGCCUCCGCUGAUCCCCUUCACUCCUCUGCUGCUCAAAGACUUGACGUUUCUUCACGAGAGCUGCAAAACGUUUCACGGUGAACUCGUCAACUUUGAGAAGAUGCACAAAGUGGCCGAGAUGGUGAGGAACAUCAGACGAUACAGGAGCAGCCAGCUAGCCAUAGAUACGGAGAUGUCUCCCUCCCACCUGCAGACCAAGGCCUACGUGCGGCAGCUGCAGGUGAUCGACAACCAGAACCUGCUGUUCGACAUGUCUUGCAAGCUGGAGCCCAAAGACACAUAGAGGGAGGAAGGUGGAGGAGGAGGAGGAGGAGCUGAGGACGGCAGAGGGAGAGGAAGACAGGACACCAAGCCUGGACGCUUCAGUCCUCCUCCUCCUCAAACAACACUACAGAGGACUCGAGCUGCGGGUCCAGACUUCACGUUUACACCCUCAGAGGAGUUCUGCUGGGACCCGUCCAGGGACCGGUAGUCCUCGCUCUGCACUCAGAGGCCAUUUACCCCUAAAAACUGGGAAUUCUCAUUCACAGGAACGUUCAGGAAGCUUUCAGGACUGAAAGGAUUUGGAAAAGGAUUAAAAGUAAAAAUAAAGAAAAAGCAGAUCUCGCGAGACGAGCGUUCGCGAGCCCAGACCAUCCAGAACCUGAAGCCUAAACCCAACAACUGUCCUGCAUCAGCACCACACUUUGAAGCUGGAAGCUGGAGCUGCAGUCAGAGUCAUUUCAAAGUCCGAACACCGAAAUUCAAACCUCAGUUUAUCUGUUUAGUGGACGUCUGAGCGCCGCGGCACGAAACCCCCAAGUGCUCAUCGAGCCAAACAUGAUGUGAAAUCAAAUCAGAGUAAACUGUAAAUCAGGAAGUGCUGAAACCAGACGUGGAGAGAGAAACUCCAAACACGAGUCGGGACUGAAUGCUCUCCGACUCCAGGCUCCGCCUCCUGCUUUUCCUCCUGUGGCACUCGACCACUCAGAUUGCAGACAAUCUGACGGCUGACCUUCAGCCGCUGUGAGCGCCUCAGAUGGCGAGAGUAAAGACGUUCCAGGUCUCAGAGCACCUCGACCACGUGAAAUGAGCAGAAGUGUGGAGCUGACGAUGGUGGCGUUUCUUUAACAGCCAUCUUGGAUUCUUCAGCUCUGAGAUCCACGAGCGUCCACAGGCUGAGGAGCAGCUGCAGGUUUGGACCCGGUGAAACCGGAGCAGCUCUCCUGCAGGUGGAACUGGUCCAGUUUUCCAAACUCCCGGAUACGAGUUUGGAUCUCGUGCAUUUCAUCGAGUUUUCUGUCAAAGUCACGCCUCACGGAUUCGUGGCCACUUUCUCACACAUCAGAGCUUUCCAGAACAUUCCUGUACCUGAACACACCGGACUCUGAUGACGCAUUCACUGACCAUGUCAGACUCACGGACACUGUGAGGUCAUCGCGGUGCGUUCGUGGACGUGUAGAUGCUGGUUUUCUACCGUACGACUCCGGAGAGCUCCUCGGUGUUUCUGUUUCAGGACUUUGAUGAACGUCAGCGCCCGUCAGCUUUUAAAGGACCACGCCCGUGUUUUUAAACCUCUCGGCCAUCGCUCAGUUGAACGUGGGAAUGGGGUCUUUUUUUUUUUACCGGCAGCUUCAGUUCUGUUCACUGUGAGGCUCUUAUACUGAAAGGGUUUCUAGCAGCUACAGUCUGAUCUGAGAGCAGAUGAAAUGAACCAGUAAAACCAGUGUGUUUUGAGCAGUGCAGACAGGUCAAAGUCCAAACGCCAAAUCUGUGAUCAGGCUGAGGUGCAGACAAAGUAGAGACAUGAGGAAAACCUGAGGAAUAAAAGAAGCAGGAAAUGCAGAAUAAAACAGAAGCGACAUUAAUUCUGAUUUUCAGUCGUUCUGAUGUAAAAGGGAGGUUUGAGCCUGUUCGUGACGCUUAACUGCGAAACUUCAGUGAAGUGUGAAGUAACACAAAUUAAACUAUUUUGUUUAAAAAAACACAUUUCCAGAUAACCUUCUCUGAUCCUCAUCAAACUAACAAUCCUCUGAUUCUCUGAACAAAAGUGGAUUCACACCGAUGGUUGGAAGAUUUUAGGGUUAAAAUACUUCAAGCAUCAUUAAAUUCAUAUUGAAUAAUUCAUCUCUCAUUAAUCGAGCGGUCUUGGCGGCUCUGGCGUAACGUCCCGCUUCGUGGUGGUUUCUCAGUGUGCGGCGGCGUUUUGUCCGGUUAAACUGAUGGUAGGUCCCACCGGUGACCCGGAGGAGCGCUCUUACGACGAUUAACAGUGUGCGUCACAAACCUGCAUCCACACCAGCUUCACCCACUCGCCGCAGGUUUUACUUAUCUUUGGGCGAGCUGAUUCUGGCCCUCAGGCCGUAUGUUUGACACCGUGCUGUAAAACCUGCGAGUUUAAAGGAGAAGUUGGUACGAUGCUCGGAGUUUAUCAGGUUCUUUCUCUCUACCCAGAAUGCACCUCUCCUCUGAAGGUCUGAACGUCUGGCUCGGGAAUCCUUCGAGCUGAAGGAAAACACGGGUCUGGUCCUUUAAGAACGCUGCUGGUCGUUGGCUGAUUGGACUGAUGAUCACGUGACAGCCGAUCGGCUGCGCUCAUGCCGAUGUCACGGACACAGAGAAGUGGGCGGAAACACUUCUUCGCUCAACGCUUGGAUCUAACUGCUGUCACACCGACCGACCAAUCGGCUUUAAGGAAGGACCCCUGACCGCCCCCGCCCCCACAGAGCUGCCCUCCCAUCGGUUGACUCGGCGCAUCGGGGUGGUCGGGGUCCACGGCAAUAAGAGUAGUGACGGGAAGCGAAGCCGGUCGGUCAACGCAUGGCGUCAACGAAGCACUUUGGCGAACCUCAGGGCUCAGAGACACACAGAGGUUUUGUUUACUCCUUUUCUUGCUUUCAGUAGAGUUCAGUUCAGUUGUGUUGCGAUUGAUUGGUUCUGUGUUUGUACAGCUGAUCACACUUCAGUCAUAUUUACUCCAAUAAUAAUAAUAAUAAUAAUAAUAUUAAUAAUAAUAGAAUCUACAGAGCUGUUGUUUUUAUGCUGUGAGCGCCGCCAGGCCUGAGCGCAGACGUUUACCUUCUGAGUCAAAGAGCCGCUCACCUGACGGCAAAGAAGAAGAAAGUUAGUCUGAGUCCUUCUGCUCAAUUUUUAAAGGCCUGCGGGUCAGGUGGUACAGAAGGUUAGACCCUGGACAGGUGUGCCGGAGAGCUGACGUCGCUCAGCUGGUUCGGCUACACCAUCGUAUACCCCCCGCCGCUCUUUGCCCACAGAGUGAAUGUCCUACGUGUCCUCUGUGGGCCUCUGUAGGCGGGCUGUUCGAAGCACACCUUGCCGACCGUGACCUGCUUCACCACAGUGUGGCGCUGUCAUGUUUCGGAGUGUUUUUUUUCUGGGUGAGGACUGAUGUGUGCAGGAAACAAACUGCACAAGGUUUUAGGAGUCGAGACAAAAGGACAAAAGGCUGACACCUUCUUCUUUCUUCAGUUCACGUCGAGUUUUAAAAAAAUCAGAUUCCCAGGAAAAGACUUCCAGACGUCCGUGCUCGCUUCUCUCGGCCGAAUCCUCGAUUGUGAGGACAGUCUCAGUGAUCUGAGGCGUGUCUCGUUUUGCCUCUGUCUCCUUUUUCUGAUCCGGACACUUUUUGUUACUUUCCCUUAUCGCCUGGACCCUUUUAGGGGAACGUAACAAAAUCAUCAAGUUUACAGCAUCCUUCAGUUUUUUUCUGAACAGAAGGUUGUUGGAGAUGUGAGACGUUCGGGAGCUGGAAGUCUUUUCCUGCUGCGUCAUCACGUUUUUCUUUGACUCGGUCUGAUGAGCCCGAUCUCUUUGUUGGACUGAAGCUUCGCUGCGUCAGGGCGGCUCAGCUGAAAAUGUGUAAAUGGUUUGAAAACGUUCUUUGUGCUCAGCUCUGGUGGUCAGUGAGACUUCUUCAUUCUCCAUCUGUACCAUAACAUCCUGUUUGUGAAAGCGAGGCCGGUCCCGUCCAGAAACGAGUCCUCGGCACAGCCCAGAGCUGCUCGUACCUCUGUGAGUCCCGUUCACUUAAACCAGGCUUUCAUUUUGGGCAUUUGGGAAGAACCUGGUGGUUUAAGCACUGAGUAAUGCCCUCAUUUUCACUCGUCAAAUUGAGGCUUUUAGUCCCAGCUUGACCGUGCAGGACUUAAACUGAGGUUACUUGAUUCUGGACCGGACGAGAGCUUCAAAACGUCUUCAGCUCAACAAGACCUUUUAUCCAAUAUGGAGCUCCGAGGAAUGCAAGUUUGAAUUUUCAGGAACACGUUUGCGUUUCCCAAAAAAUGAGACAGAAAUCCUGAUUGAAGACUUCAAAAAGUUAAUUUGAGGUUUAAGUCCAACUCUGAAUUUCACUAUUUGAGAGAUGCAAAUUUUACAAGAAGUCCAAAUGUCCAACAGCAAACCCAAGAAAGCAAGUCUGACUAAAGCUUCAGUGCUUUUUCAUGGAUUCAGUAAAGGAGGAGAAGUUGAGGUGGCCUGCAAAGUGGCUUGCAGAUUUGCAGAAACUGCUGGUCACUGUAGGAGAACAGGCGGUGUGCUGGGAUAGCUAUCUGAGCCUGAACGUUAUAUUCAGUCUUUCUCACUCGUCAGAAAUCAGAGCCAAACAAAGUUCGCAGGUUUGUCUCAAAUUAGAAAUUCAAGUAGAACCUAAACGCUGCCGUUUGAGUCUCAACUUCCAAGAAAAUGAGUUUUAAACUGAAGAAAUUUGAAGUUCAAUGGAUGAUGACUCAAAAUUCGCAAGUGCGCUCUCUCAGUCUCGAAUCCCAACAACAACACGUUCAACGUUUGAACUAUAAAAUGUUCCCAAAAAUGGGAGGUCCAGAGCAGCUCCCUGUGAUUUGCGUUGUUCCCUCCAGAGUUGAAGAACUCUUUAUUUGAUACUAAAGGUCUUGUCGAGGCGGCGACGUUAGCGGCGGUUUUGGCGGGUACAAAGUGUGAAACCCAGCGAAGAUUACUAUUAGAUCAUCACUAGUCUGCCGGUGGCUCUCUCAGGACCACUUCCUGGGUGUCAGGCGCUCUAUCGUGGAUCCCACCGUCGUCCCCGGCAGAAACGGAUGUCCUGAAUCUCGACUCUACCCUGAUUUAAGCUAACCUUAUCUCGCACAUUUCCGACCUCACAUCCUCCUGCAGCAAACCUUCCUGUUUCACGGACCAAUCACGGUUUCUGCCUGCGCUUCGCUGGGAUCCAUGAUUCUGGAAGGCGGGCGGCCUCUUGGGUCGAGGCCGUCUGCGCUGUCGCCUGAACAAAAACACUGAAAAAAUUAAAGUGUACAUAUUGCAACCGUGUAAAUAGGAAAAUACUAACGGAGACUAUAUUUUAUGUAUGAGCGGAGAGAGAGCAGCACUAACUCAAGGAGAAACUUUAAUUUGGUGUUUUCUAUUUGUAAAAGUGAGAUAAAGUGUAAAGUGAUGACAGGAAGAAAUGAUUCUGACUUUAUGAAUUGUACAGUUAACGCCUCAGUUUGACCGUUCUGUUGUUUUCUAUCUAAAGCUUUGGGUUCUUUUUGUUUCUUCUUUUUUUGUACAUAAGUGGUUGUUUACAUCGAUAACGAGUCCUUAUGUCUGUGAACGUCAGACAGUCAGUGGAGCAGAGGUCUGAUGGGGGCGGGGCUCGGAGGGAUGGCAUCGUAACACAAAACACUCAAAGAAUCAAAGGAGAUAAAUGUAAAGAUGAUUUUCAUGUAUGGUUAAACAGCACUUUAAUAAUAAUAUAAAAAUAAUAAAAUAUUUCUUUACAGUAAAAUAAUUUAACAGGGAAAAUGACAUUUGCAGUUUUACAGGAAAAAAUGUAAUCGUUAGAUUUUAUUUUAGAUUUCCAGAAAUAAGAGAACAACAAUAAAAAGAAUUUGAUUUUAAGAAUGAAGUUUUUCUGUUAUAACUGUCUCUGAUCGUUUUAAAAAGUCAAAAUGUCACAUGAAAUUUGGAUAAUAAGAAACAUUAUUAAUAUUAUAAAUGUUAACUUGUGAGAAUAGCGUUGAAAAGUGUUUAAGAUUUUCUCAGGGUUCAAUAUCAUGAGAUAAAUAAAUGAACUUUAUCACAUUACAAAAAGUUUUAUUACACAAAGUAAUUUUAAGCUGAAAAUUAGGUUUCAUUUUUUUGUGAGUUUUAUAAUUAUUAUAACUAAUAAUUAUGCAAUUUAAUGAUUUCAAACGUCACGAAAUAAGUUGUAACACAGUGGUCCCUCGCUAUAACGCAGUUCACCUGUCGCUGCUUUGUUUUCCUUCUUCUUCUUUUUUUUUUACAGCACAUUGUGUUCUGCGUCCUGAUUGGCUGUAGACCACUGUCAAUCACUCUCCUCCAUGCCGUGUCUCCUGUACAGUACAGAAUGCAUUCAGCUUGUCACAUUUACAUAAAUCUUCAAUCUUAGCAGUGUGACUCUGCAGUGCUGUACUGUGUGUUUGUAAGUUUUCUCCCCAACAAACACAACAAUGUCGACGAAAUGUUUUGCACCAUCAAAGGCUCCUGAAGUAGCACCCAGAAGGCAGAGGAAGAUGCUAACCAUCGCACAAAAAGUUGGACUUCUGGACAGGCUAAAGGAAGGUAGAAGUUACCAUAUUUUUCUGAUUAUAAGGCGCAUUAAGUGAAACAAAACAGUCAGAAAGGUCAAACUUUACUCGACUCGUUCUUCUUGCUUCCUCCACUUUUGUAUCAUUGAUUCAUUAAUUCCAUGUUCUGGACCUGAAAACAGGGUUUGAAAACAUUCUAUAAUACUCGGCUUAUUUUCUAUGAAGGUUUGAACUUUCAGAGUGUUUAAACAAGAGAAAAGUGUCAAAAGUUGGCUACUUCGCGGAUUUCACCUAUCGCGGGUUAUUUUUAGAACGUAAUUCCUGCGAUAAACGAGGGACCGCUGUAUUACAAAACUGUGACUCUGUUCUUGAAAUAAUUUCUGUAUAAUUGUACAAAGAGAAGCGUCAGACUGGACGGACGUUUCAUAGUGAAAUUACAAUUUUAUUUGUAAUUUUUAAAUCCAUUGUAUUACAUUAUCAUGGAACAGGAGUCUUUCAAGAGCAAGUUUCAAAUUUUUAAAAUAUAUCAAGUAAAAAGCUGAACCAUUAAAAAAAAUUACAACCCACAGCUUUCAUACUGUUGUGAAAAUAUGUUUUUAAUUGUACAUCAUUGAAUUAAGCUCAUAAUUAUUAAUGUUACAGUUCAGGUUGUUCUCGUUACUGUUUUAUUUCCUAUAAUUACAACAUUACACAUACAAACGCACACACUCACUUCUUAGUUGAACCUUUUGUCAUAUUUGUUCCAUAAAAUGAAAACACUCAGAUUAUUUGUAUCACUGCACUUUAUCUUGAGAUGUUUAAUUGUUACACAUCAAAUGUUAAAGCAGAGAGAAGACGAGCGUAGAGAGGCUUUGGCUGUGGAUAAUUCCACUGAUUGGAGAGCUAUUGAUUAGGCAGCUCUGAGGGGAGGGUUGAAAGUAAAGCCAAUCAGCGAGAGGCCCCGCCUCCCGCAGACCUGCGCUCCCUCUGCUGUCACACUACAGACACUGAAAUAAAACCUCUGGACA